Molecule: messenger RNA, 732 nt
Organism: Gossypium raimondii (Peruvian cotton)
Lineage: Eukaryota; Viridiplantae; Streptophyta; Magnoliopsida; Malvales; Malvaceae
Exons: 3
Coding region: 176-496 (106 amino acids)
Biological process (GO): vacuolar proton-transporting V-type ATPase complex assembly
Cellular component (GO): endoplasmic reticulum membrane
Source: RefSeq, a predicted model, not a curated record
UACAAGGAUUUAUAUCAAAAAGAAAAAAGGUUUUCCUAAUUUUAUUUGAAAAUUCCAGAAAAGGUUUUCCUAAUUUUAUUUGAAAAUUCCAGUCCCUGACCCAUCCUUCUCUUGCCUUCAGCUGUCUGCUAUUGCCUUCAAGUUUCCCGACGAGGAAAUUAAAUAAAGAUUAAACAUGGCUGCUGCAGUAAUUAAGAAGUUCUUCAUUGCAUCAAUGUUCAUGUGGAUAGCUCCUCUUGCAAUCUUGUAUGGUUUUAAUCAUAAUUUACUUCCUGGUUCAACAAAUUUAUCUCCCCAUGCUCUGACACUGGUGAGUGGAUUCGUUGCUGUAAUUUCAGUCAAUAUAGUUAUUGCAUUCUACAUCUAUAUGGCAAUGAAGGAACCUGUGGAUAAGCAUGAGCCGGAUCCAAAGUUUCUCGCUGAUGCCAAAGCUAGUGUAAGCCAGCCAACGGGCGAAGCUCCAACCUCUUCCGAGUCCAUAAAGAAACGAGAAUAGAAUAGCCAAAGCCUGAGUAACUACAAUGGAGAGAAUGGAACAAUGAGGGUCUGUGCUCCAUACUCAUGUCUUAUGAUUAUGAAAUUAAGUUCUUUCUAAUGUUUUUGUUGUAUAUUUAGACUCAUUUCUUUCGGUCUUUUCGAUAUUGUUAUCGAGUUUUGCUCCAAACCUCGUGAUUUUGAUUAUUGUUAACUUGUAUUGACUUGCAUUUCUGAAAUCAUACUAAUCUUUCAACC